Molecule: messenger RNA, 1068 nt
Organism: Komagataella phaffii GS115
Lineage: Eukaryota; Fungi; Ascomycota; Pichiomycetes; Pichiales; Pichiaceae
Product: Inositol polyphosphate multikinase (IPMK)
Exons: 1
Coding region: 1-1068 (355 amino acids)
Biological process (GO): inositol phosphate biosynthetic process; phosphatidylinositol phosphate biosynthetic process
Cellular component (GO): cytoplasm; nucleus
Molecular function (GO): inositol-1,4,5,6-tetrakisphosphate 3-kinase activity; inositol hexakisphosphate kinase activity
Source: RefSeq, a predicted model, not a curated record
AUGGUGCAUGGCAUGGACGUGAACAUAAACAGAAAUAUGGACCUCUCUAAAUUUGUGCCUUUAACACAUCAGGCUGCAGGACACCCGGACUUGCUGGAGUCUGAAGACUCAGGCCUAUUCGCCAAGUUAACAAAUAGGAAGGAGGUCGAAUUUUACAGCAGGCUGAAUUCUAAUGUCUCUGAAGAUAAACCAUUGGGAAGCGGUUUGAUUGACUGGGUUCCUCAGUUUAUGGGAGUCCUAACCCCAGGAAUUUCACCUGACUUGAAAUCUCAAGGCGCUCCUGUAGCUGCUGAGUUGGAGAAGAAGGCCUCUGUGCAACCUUCUUCAGAUAAACAGUACAUCUUGUUGGAGAACCUAUUGUUUGGCUUUAGCCAGCCCUCAGUAUUGGAUAUCAAAUUGGGAGUCAAACUAUAUGAUGAUGAUGCCACAGAUGAUAAAAAGGAGAGACUGGGUAAAGUCAGUGAUUCUACUACUAGUGGUAGCCUAGGUUUUCGAAUAUGUGGAAUGGACAUCAAAAAGACCCGUAAAGAAGUCCACGAGAAAUGGUCCGACUACGUCACAACUUACCAAGACGCGCACAAGGUUGAGUAUCUCAAGUUCGAUAAAUGGUUUGGAAGAGCACUAGACGUAGACUCGAUCCUUGAAGGGCUGGAUCUUUUUUUCCAUCAUAAUGAGCUGCCAGAGGAGUUGAGGAAUAUUAUUCUCUCCAAUACAGAGACUAGGUUACAAUUGCUGUAUAACUGCUUGCUCGAGGAGGAAAUACGGGUUAUAUCCGGGAGCCUACUAAUCAUUUUUGAGAACGAUUCAGCCCGGUGGAAGAAGAAAGAUAACCAAGACAGCAUAGUUUUCCAGAGGGAGAUUUACGAAGACGAUCAGGAAGAGGAGGACCACAACGACCCUGACGAUGAACACCUCCUUCGGGAGAAUUGCCCGCUCAGCAAAUUGGCUUUAGUGGACUUUGCACACUCGACAUUUGUUCCAGGACAAAAUUACGAUGAAAACUUAGUUGAUGGUUUGGAAAGCCUUCUACAGCAAAUCUCUCACCUUAAAGAUAACAGACAGAUAUAG